This is a messenger RNA of Coregonus sp. 'balchen', 13924 nucleotides long. The record is from the annotation of a GenBank genome assembly. Lineage: Eukaryota; Metazoa; Chordata; Actinopteri; Salmoniformes; Salmonidae.
AUGGACUGGACCCAUCCGUUCAUCUGGUGAGUUUGUUUGGUUACACUGUACUUGAACCCAUUGGCUAUAGGUAAGUGAACCUAAACAACAACUGCUUUCGUGAGUGUCUAAAGUCAGUUGUCAUAAACAGACCAGCUGCCGUGAAGGUGUACAAUUACAUUGUGUCACAUAACUAGCACUUGUGAGAAAGAGUUCAAAUAAAGUGUAACCUGUUUGUUAAUAUUUGUCAAGGGCUGAGCGUAGAUGUGGUGCAGAAAUCAAGCGCAGGACUACAGAGGCUCUUCAACAGUCUUUAGUGAGGAUCAAACAAAUACAAAAGGCUCACGGCAAAAUCCCAGCCGGAGGGCAAGCGAAACAAUUACGCACACAGGGAACAGUGCAUAACCCAAACUGCGCACACAGUGCGGACACUCUCUCAAAACAAACACAGAACGAGAGAGAACAAACUAACGCCUAGCUGACACGAAACAAUUACACACAACACAUGACAAAACCUAAGAGAACUUAUAGGGCACAUAAUCAACACUAACAAAGAACACCAGAACGGUGGCAGCUAGUACUCCGGAGACGACGACCGCCGAAGCCUGCCCGAACAAGGAGGAGGAGCAGCCUCGGCCGAAACCAUGACAGUACCCCCCCCUUGACGCGCGGCUCCAGCCGUGCGCCGACCCCGGCCUCGAGGACGACCAGGCGGACGCGGAGCAGGGCGCGUAGGAUGACCACGAUGGAACUCGGUCAGAAGAGACGGGUCUAAGAUGUCCCUCCUCGGCACCCAGCACCGCUCCUCCGGGCCGUACCCCUCCCACUCCACGAGAUAUUGGAGCCCCCCCAUCCGGCGUCUCGAAUCCAGGAUGGACCGAACAGUGUACGCCCGAGCCCCCUCGAUGUCCAGCGGGGGCGGAGGAGUCUCCUCUAUCUCAAAGUCCUGGAGUGGACCAGCUACCACCGGCCUGAGGAGAGACACAUGGAACGAGGGGUUAAUAUUCUUGUAAUCAAUAGGCAAUUGUAACCUGUAACACACCUCGUUCAACCUCCUCAGGACUUUAAAAGGCCCCACAAACCGCCGACCCAGCUUCCGGCAGGGCAGACGGAGGGGCAGGUUUCUGGUCGAGAGCCAGACCCGAUCUCCCGGUGCGUACACCGGUCCCUCACUGCGGUGGAGAUCGGCGCUCGUCUUCUGUUGACGGAUGGCCCGCUGCAGAUGGACGUGAGCAGCGUUCCACGUCUCCUCCGAGCGCCGCACCCACUCAUCCACCGCAGGGGCCUCGAUCUGGCUCUGAUGCCAAGGUGCCAGAGCCGGCUGGUAUCCUAAAACACACUGGAACGGAGUUAGUUUGGUGGAGGAGUGGCGGAGAGAGUUCUGUGCCAUCUCGGCCCAGGGAACAUACCUCGCCCACUCCUCCGGCCGGCCCUGGCAAUAUGACCUCAGAAACCUACCCACAUCCUGGUUCACACGUUCGACCUGCCCAUUGCUCUCCGGGUGGUACCCCGAGGUAAGGCUAACCGAAAUCCCCAAGCGCUCCAUAAAAGCUCUCCAGACUCUGGAGGUAAAUUGGGGGCCUCGAUCAGACACUAUAUCUUCGGGUACCCCGUAAUGCCGGAAGACGUGGGUGAAUAGUGCCUCAGUGGUCUGUAGGGCAGUAGGGAGACCCGGCAUGGGAAGGAGACGACAGGCCUUCGAGAACCGGUUCACAACGACCAGAAUGCUGGUAUUCCCCUGUGAGGGGGGAAGGUCUGUAACAAAAUCCACCGAGAGGUGCGACCAGGGCCGUUGUGGAACGGGCAGGGGUUGUAACUUACCCCUGGGCAAAUGUCUAGGCGCCUUACACUGGGCACACACCGAGCAGGAGGAGACAUAAACCCUCACAUCCCUGGCUAACGUUGGCCACCAGUACUUCGUGCUAAGGCAGUGCACUGUCCGACCAAUACCUGGAUGGCCAGAGGAGGGUGACGUGUGAGCCCAAUAAAUGAGUCGAUCCCGAACCUCGAGCGGAACGUACGUCCGACCCACCGGACACUGGGGAGGACUAGGGUCGGUACGUAACGCCCGCUCGAUUUCAGCAUCGACCUCCCACACCACCGGUGCCACCAAACAAGACUUCGGUAUUAUGGGAGUGGGCUCAACGGACCUCUCCUCUGUGUCAUACCGCCGAGACAGGGCGUCUGCCUUUCCGUUCUGGGACCCAGGAAUGUAAGUGAUCUUAAACACGAACCUGGCUAGAAACAUAGUCCACCGCGCCUGGCGAGGAUUUAGUCUCCUAGCUGCCCGAAUGUAUUCCAGAUUACGGUGGUCAGUCAAAAUGAGAAAAGGGUGUUGAGCCCCCUCAAGCCAAUGCCUCCACACCUUUAGGGCCUGUACCACGGCUAACAGCUCCCUGUCCCCUAAGUCAUAAUUUCGCUCCGCCGGACUGAGCUUUUUCGAGUAAAAGGCACAGGGGCGGAGUUUAGGUGGCGUGCCGGACCGUUGCGAGAGAACGGCUCCGAUACCGGCCUCUGACGCGUCCACCUCCACUUGGAAUGGUAAAGCGGGAUCCGGGUGCACCAGCACCGGCGCCGAAGUAAACAGGUCCUUCAGUCUCCCAAAAGCCCUGUCCGCUUCAACUGACCACCGCAAGCGCACCGGACCCCCCUUCAGAAGGGACGUGAUGGGAGCUGCCACCUGUCCAAAACCCCGGAUAAACCUCCGGUAAUAAUUCGCAAAGCCCAAGAACUGCUGCACCUCUUUAACUGUGGUUGGGGUUUGCCAAUUACGCACGGCUGACACACGGUCAACCUCCAUCUUCACCCCUGACGCAGACAACUGAUAACCCAAAAAGGAGACCGACUCCUGGAAAAACAGACAUUUCUCUGCCUUGACAUACAGGUCGUGCUCCAACAGUCUCCUCAAUAAUCGGCGCACCAGGGCUACAUGCUCGGCUCGGGUAGAACUGUACACCAGAAUAUCGUCUAUAUACACGACCACCCCCUGUCCCUGCAUGUCCCGGAAAAUCUCAUCUACAAAGGAUUGGAAGACUGACGGAGCAUUCAUUAAACCGUAUGGCAUGACGAGAUACUCGUAAUGACCCGAGGUGGUACUAAAUGCUGUCUUCCAUUCAUCGCCCUCCCUAAUGUGCACCAAGUUGUAGGCGCUCCUGAGGUCCAAUUUUGUGAAGAACCUUGCCCCGUGUAAUGACUCCGUCAUAGUCGCAAUCAGAGGGAGUGGAUAACUGUAUAUUACAGUAAUCUGAUUGAGACCACGGUAAUCAAUACACGGGUGCAAACCUCCAUCUUUCUUCUUCACAAAAAAUAAGCUCGAGGACGCAGGGGAAGUGGAGGGCCGUAUGUAUCCCUGUCUCAGAGACUCAGCUAUGUAUGUCUCCAUAGCUCUCUUCUCCUCUUGCGACAACGGAUACACAUGGCUCCGCGGGAGCGCAGCUCCUGCCUGGAGAUCUAUCGCACAAUCCCCCUGUCUAUGAGGUGGCAAUCGCGCCGCCCUCGCCUUGCUAAACACGACUGCCAGAUCCUCAUACUCGGGGGGAAUGUGCAAUGCGGGCACUUGGUUUGGACUCUCCACCGAGGUCGCCCCCACGGAAACACCCAGACAUCACCCCCCACACUGGGCAGACCACCCCUUAAGAGCCCUCUCGCGCCACGAAAUAGUGGGAUCAUGAGUAAUCAACCAGGGAAGCCCCAGCACCACCGGAUACGCAGGAGAGUCAAUCAGAUAUAGCUGAAUCGUCUCCUCAUGACCCCCCUGCGUCUCCAUCCUAAGUGGCGCUGUGACCUCCCUAAUCAACCCCGAUCCUAACGGACGGCUAUCUAGGGCAUGUACAGGGAAGGGAUCUUUAACAGGAAGGAGAGGAAUCCCUUUACAAAACGUACGAUCUACAAAAUUCCCAGCCGCGCCUGAAUCUACUAGCGCCUUAUGCUGGGAACGAGGUGCAACCUGUAAAAAACAAACAGGUAUGGUUAUGUGCACGACAGAGAGCUCUGGGUAAGUGGGGCGCCUACUCACCAGGAAGGACUCCCCAGCGCGUGGCCUGCCGUCUCGUCCCUCAGGAGACCCUCCCCAGCACCUGGCCGCAGUGUGUCCUCCACGGCCACAGUUGGUGCAGGGGAUGGCCCCCCUCGAACUCCCUCUCCUCCGUUCUCUAGCGCCAGCCCCCCCGAGCUCCAUGGGACUCGACUCGGAGGUGCUGGAGGGUGGAAUGGGCGACCCCCCCCCAGGGCGUCCACGGGUGGCCAGCAGGGUGUCUAGGCGAAUUGCCAUGUCCACCAGUUGGUCAAAGGUGAGAGUGGUGUUCCUGCAGGCCAACUCUCUACGGACUUCCUCCCUGAGGCUGCAGCGAAAGUGGUCUAUGAGGGCCCGCUCAUUCCACCCUGCAUCAGCCGCUAGAGUCCGGAACUCCAGUGCAAAAUCUUGGGCACUCCUCAUCCCCUGCCGGAGGUAGAACAGACGCUCCCCCGCCGCUUUCCCCUCUGGUGGAUGGUCGAACACAGUCCGGAAGCGGCGGGAGAAUUCUGCAUAUGUGAUAGUAGCGGCGUCUAUCCUCCUCCAUUCGGCGUUGGCCCAUUCCAACGCCUUGCCGGUGAGACAGGAGAUGAGGGCGGAAACGCUCUCGUAUCCCGAGGGCACCGGGUGUACAGUGGCUAGGUAAAGUUCGACUUGUAGAAGGAAACCCUGACACCCGGCAGCGGUGCCAUCAUACGCCCUCGGGAGCGAGAGCCGAAUCACACUGGGUUCCGGAAGUUGAACAGGCGGACUGGCUGAUGGCGAUGGUGCGAUGGGUGGAUGCGUGGGAGCCCCGCCGAUCUCCCAUCUACGGAUGGUCUCCACCACCCCCUCGAGAGAGUUCCCAAUCCAGCUGAUCUUUUGAUCCUGUUCGCGAAGGCGCUCCUCGAUUGCCUCGACAGAUGAGGCGGCUCCUGCUGAUUCCAUAAUGGUGUGCAAUUCUGUCAAGGGCUGAGCAUAGAUGUGGUGCAGAAAUCAAGCGCAGGACUACAGAGGCUCUUCAACAGUCUUUAGUGAGGAUCAAACAAAUACAAAAGGCUCACGGCAAAAUCCCAGCCGGAGGGCAAGCGAAACAAUUACGCACACAGGGAACAGUGCGUAACCCAAACUGCGCACACAGUGCGGACACUCUCUCAAAACAAACACAGAACGAGAGAGAACAAACUAACGCCUAGCUGACACGAAACAAUUACACACAACACAUGACAAAACCUAAGAGAACUUAUAGGGCACAUAAUCAACACUAACAAAGAACAGGUGUACAAACAGACCAAACCAAACGAACAUCGAAACAUAGAACGGUGGCAGCUAGUACUCCGGAGACGACGACCGCCGAAGCCUGCCCGAACAAGGAGGAGGAGCAGCCUCGGCCGAAACCGUGACAAUAUUACACAGCACACCAGUGGUUUUAAUGUUUAUUGAGCCUUCAUCUUGAAGGAUGAUAAGAACUUAUGAUUCCUACAGCAUCAUUAGAUUAUGUUUUCUUCUACUUCCUGGCCACAGAUCAGAAAAUAGCUCUCUUUCUGAUCAGAGUCAUCCUACAGACAUGUUUCAAGGGGCUGUAUUUACCUUGUUGUGACACACAACUCCUCCUAUACCUCCCAUCUCAGCCCUCUCUCCCUGUGUUGCUCUGCUCCAGGCUGCUUUGUGUCUCUGUGUGUGAGUGUUGGCGGUUGGCCCGGUCCCUGCCAGCCCUACAUGGGGAGGUCCAGUCCCCCCAGUUCCCCCAGCCAUACCCUGCUGCCCUGUCACAACAGUGGGACCUCAGUGUACCUGAGGGCUACCAGCUCCAGCUCAGCUUCACUCAACUGGACAUCGAGCCUUCCGCCAACUGUUACUACGACUCACUCACGGUCAGUGGACCUCAAAAGAAUACUUCGAUACCUUAUUAUAAAAUGUAUUAGGAUGUAUUCAAUGUUUCUUACCGAUAUUGAAAUAUGUCCAAGAACCUUCUUCACUCUGUCAUUCCAGGUUUUAUAUGACAAGAAGGUCCUUGCAAAGUUCUGUGGUCAGGAGAAUUCUGCUGAUGGACAUCACCCAGGCAACCAGCCACUCUUGUCUCCAGGCAACAGGCUCACCCUGGUCUUUCAGACAGACGACACGAACCCUGAGCCACACCAGCACCUUGGCUUCUCCGCCCACUAUCAGGCCAAAGGUAGUGUAGCCCGUACCAACCCCACUAGAGGAUCAGAUACCCUGCUCACAACAGUACUACAUAUCCAAGCCAACUGUAGAACACUGUUAAACCACAAACACCAUGCAAGUCUCAGGGAAGGUGACAUCACUGUGUGAUGCUAAGCUACACCCCCCACCUCUCUCCUUCCCUCCACCUCUCUUCUCCAUCCCUCUCUCCAUCCCUAUCCCAGACAUAGAUGAGUGUUCAGCUCCAGACCCUGAGGAUGGUUCUGGUCCACUCUGCUCCCAGUUCUGCCACAACACCCUGGGCUCCUACAUGUGCUCCUGUCGCCAUGGCUACGAGCUCCGCCCUGACCAGCGCACUUGUGUCUGUGAGUACACCUACUCUCUAUCUGUGUGUGUGUGUGUGUGUGUGUGUGUACUGUAGUCCUAUACAUCUUAUGGACAUCUCUCUCUCCCCCUGACCAGUGUCCUGUGGUGGGGGUAUAUUUGAUGAACCAGAGGGGACUCUGUCCAGCCCGGGGUACCCUGACCCGUCACCCCACGGCCUGGCCUGUCAGUACGUCAUCUCUGUGGAGCCUGGGUUCAUCGUCACCCUCAACUUCACUGACAGCUUCCACAUAGAGCACAUAGGCACCCAGAAUGUACCCAGCUGCCUCUACCACUGGCUACAGGUAACACUGUACACUGCAUUAAUUAAGUAUUGAAUGUGUGUGUUUGUUCAUGUGUGUGUUCAUGCAUGUGUGUGUGUCAAGGUUUGUGUCUGUGUUCAGGACGCUAUGUUUACAGUGUUUGAUAUCUCCUCUGCCUCACCCAGGUGUCCAUCCCAGACAAGGAACCCCAGAAGCUGUGUGGAGGGAAGAGUCCUGGACUAAUGCCCACUAACUCUCACACUGUCCAGCUAGACUACCACACAGACUGGGCUGGUCUGAGCCAGGGCUGGAGCCUCCACUACACUACUCAGAGUGAGAGAGGGUGGGGGAAAGGCAUAGAGAGGGAGAACAGAGGUAGAGGGAGAUACUGGAAGAGGACAGGGAGAAAGACAGAGCAAGGGAGAGUAUGAAGGGAAGGCCAGAUGCAAACUGGUGAAGGGCAAAAAAGGUGAGAAGGUAAAACCUCCCGGAAGUAAAGCAGAGAAUACAGGUCAAAGUUGAUAUGUCUGUGUUGUUGUUCAUAGGGGUGCAGUGUGCUUCACCCAGUUAUGUCACCAAUGGAAGAGUCACCCCAAACUUUCUCCAGUACUAUUACCGAGACUACAUCCAAGUCCGCUGUGACUCUGGCUACAAACUAAUUAUGGUGAGAUUAAACAAUCCCUUUUUUACCCUGCCUCUUAUCAUUCUCUCUUUCCUCAUACUUCCUUCUCUCUUUCCUUCUCUUGUUUAUAUUCAGUCUUUCUAUUUUCUUCAAGGGCUCUUUUCCUGGAAAUAUCCCCUGUGAAGAGCGACUAAACUGUCAGUGUAUCGACUAAACUCUCUCUCUCUCUCUCUCUCUCUCUCUCUCUCUCUCUCUCCUCUCUCUCUCUCUCUCUCUCUCUCUCUCUCUCUCUCUCUCUCUCUCUCUCGCUCCUCUCUCUCUCUCUCUCUCUCCUCUCUCUCCUCUCUCUCUCUCGCUCUCUCUCUCUCUCUCUCGCUCUCUCUCUCUCUCCGCUCUCUCUCACUCGCUCUCUCGUUCUCUCUCUCUCUCUCUCUCUCUCUCUCUCUCUCGGCUCUCGCUCUCUCUCUCUCUCUCGCUCUCUCUCUCUCUCUCUCUCUCUCUCUCUCUCUCUCUCUCUCUCUCUCUCUCUCUCUCUCUCUCUCUCUCUCUCUCUCUCUCUCUCUCUCUCUCUCUCAGGAUGGCAGAGAGAUCAAGAGCUAUGCCUCCAUGUGUCAAAAUAAUGGAAAGUGGCACCUCUCCCUCCCUGAGUGCCACAGUGAGUCACAACCAUAGAAAUACAACCUAAUACAGUCAAGUUCCACAUUAAACACAGAUGUAUUUUGGUUUCUCUCUCUCUUUCUCUCUCUCUCUCUCUCUCUCUCUCUCUCUCUCUCUCUCUCUCUCUCUCUCUCUCCUGUGCAGUAAUUGACUGUGGGGAACCUGAAGCAUUGUUGAAUGGAGGGGUAAAGUUCAUAUCUGGCUCUCAGAACCAGUACCUCUCCGUCAUUCAGUACCACUGCAAUGAACCUUUCUACUCACUCCUUGGAGGAGCAACUGGUGAGAUGUUUAACUAUCCUUCAUCAGUCACACACAUUUGCUCACUAAACAAUAAUAUUUUUUUAUUUAAUUUGUGUUGACAACCACUCUAUGUCUGUCUGUCUGUCCUUCAGUGAGCUACACUUGUGCAGCAGAUAGAAAGUGGAGAGACAACCUUGAUACCCAUGUCAUUCCCUCAUGUAUCCCAGGUAACUCCUUAAGUACCAUUUUCUUUACCAUAUCCCCCAAAUACCAUCCUGUAUGUAUUUGUGUGACCCUCAUCACUACUUUACCCCCCACCCCCAGUCUGUGGCCAGCCCACGGAGCCCAUCUCAGGCUUUCAGAGGAUCAUGGGGGGAGACAAAGCCCCAGACAAAACCAUACCCUGGCAGGUGAUGCUCAGUGUGGACGGAAGCAGAGGAGGGGCCAUUGUGAUCGGGGACCGCUGGAUCAUGACUGCAGCUCAUAACCUGGUGCAACAGGGCACACCUGUGCUAAAGGAGAAACUUCGGGUAGGUAGAUUGUGACACGUACCCAUCAAUUCAUUGGACACUGGAGAACAAAAUAAUUUCCUGCUUAUGUUUUUAAAGGUAUAGUAACUACAGGCAAAGAGAAGCCUUCAGUACUUUGGUAAAGCCACCACAGGCUAACGUUUGAAUUACGUGUGUAGAAGUCCUUCAGUGAUGUCAGAUUUUAAGAAGUUGAAGAUCUAUUCUGAAGUUGAAUUCUGUUUUGAUUUCAAGGUUUUUGUGGGAGACAAUGAUGCAGAAAAACUAGCAAAGCUCACCCCUCUUGGUGUCGCCUCUCUCCACCCCCACCCUGAAUACAAUAACCCAGAUGAUGCAAACUACAAUCAUGACAUUGCCCUGAUAAAACUCCAACAAUCACUCACAUUCCACGCUGCCAUUAUGCCAUUGUGUCUGCCACCAGAGGGCGCUACAUACACCAGUGGCCAGAUUGGGUGAGAACCAGACUUGUCCUGUUCGUUAUUAAAAAUGAGAAAGCUGAACAUCAAUAUGAAAAUGUAUGUUAUUAAAGACAUAAAUAAGAACACAAAGAGGAAGUCCAUUUUGAAGGGAUAGAUAGACCCACAUUUCAUAAUGUGUUAAUUCUUGUUAUGGAAGUAGUCUAUGCGCCAAGGGUGCAACCUACAAUUUUCAUGAACUUCUUUUUGAAAUCCUUGAAUUCCAUUGCAAAAUCUAAAGUAGUCUAAGUGCACAACCAGUCCUUAGCAGUCCAUAGAUCAUCAAUGUUCAAAAAAGUUAAUGAAUGUAACACAAUCGUUUUCUGAGUAACUCCUUGACCUCUUUCCUGACCUCUUUCCCUUUUCAGUAUGGUGUCAGGCUUUGGCAUUAAAGAACAUGACAUCAUUGCCAACGAGCUCAGGUAUAUACGCCUACCAGUAGUGGGUGAGGAUAUGUGCCAAGACUCUGUCAAAAAAGCAAAAGCAGCAACGCCAACAACGAGGAUCCCUCUUCUGACAGACAACAUGUUCUGUGCCGGAGUACCUGAGGGGGGCAAGGACUCCUGUAUGGGGGACAGUGGAGGGGCGUAUGUCUUGAAGGAUGAUAGUACUAAACGUUUUUGGGCUGCAGGUAUUGUCAGUUGGGGUGUGGGUUGUGGUCAGAGUGGUAGAUAUGGAGUGUACACCCGUGUGGCUAAAUACAUUGGCUGGAUCAACAAAACCAUGGAGGACAAUAAGUAAAAUAUAUAGGUGAAGAUAACGAGGGAAAGAGAACAGAAAUACCGAUGUAAUUUUAAUUCAAGUCAUGCUUUAUGAAUCCAAAUAAAGCCCUAACGUUUCAUCUCUGCUUUUCUCGUGUGUGUUUGUGUGUGAGCGUGCGUUCCUGUUUGCGUGUUUGUGUCUGAGAAGAAAGAUAGAACGAAAGAUAAGAGCUUCGACAAUUUUGUGCUUGUGGACACACAUUUCUCUUUGCAACCAAUGAGGAAUUGCGUUAUUGCUCUGUGAUUGGAGGAUAUGCAGAAAAAUGAACAACUCUCUUUCACUUUCAUUCAGCAACGUUUCUCAAAAUUCUACAAUGACGCACCUGCGUCAAACGCUGAAAACAACCUAUAGCUCAAUGGAAACAACACAUACGCUGGAAACAUGGCAUAUAUUAAUCGGUGUUUGUUAAAAUUAAUACGUCUGAUAAAUCUUUAAAUAUUAUUUCAAACUAAUGACGUUCUACGCGAACAUUUAGUUGACCAUUUUACUUUAUUUAUUUGGUUUACCUUAAAACAAAAGUGAAAGUAACUUCACUGUAAAACAGCCUAACAUUUUAACUGUCUCUAAAUUGUAUUCUUAUAUCUUCGACUUUGAUUUCGAGGGUGGUCAUUAAUUAAAUUAUGAAAUUAGGGGUCUAUUCUGUAUAUUUAUGAAAGGCCUGUAAUUACUGUUGACUAAAAAGCGACUGGAAAGAUGCUUGAAAUCCUGAUUUUGGGGUAUUUGAUUACAUGCGUUUCUGGUAAGAACAUAUUUUUUUCACUCCUGACAUUUUCUAAACAUGAAAUGACUGUAUAUUCUGGACAUUAGUCAGCUAUGUGUCUUGUUUUAUAUGCUUUGUACAAAAUAAUAAAAUGCAGGACGACAGGGAUCUUUAUAAACGUAGCUCUUUAUUAACUAGCUAUAACUGGCAUGUUCAUGUGUCUCCGGCCAUGAUCAUCUUUUUAGAGAUGACCUCACCACCUGGGUGGUCUUAACCAAUCAUAGCGCAGUAUGCAUCCAAUUACAAUUCAGUAUGCUGACACAUGAAUAUUACACUAUGCUCACAUUCCUGCUCCUAAUGCCCUCUCCUCGUCCCUCUCUCUCGAUCCUGUCCUGUCCUCUCACUCCUCAUUCUCUCCCCCUCCUCCCCUUCUAUCCCUCUCUCUUAGGGAAGGGAGGAGCAGACGUGGUGCUGUCCUGUUCUCUGGUGGAGGAGGGUAGUGGGAUGGGGGGAAUGGGAGGUGGGGCUCUCUUCAGCCGCACCCCAGCCACGCUUGUCCUCAGAGACCUGGCCGUGACCCCUGAUCUUUCACCUGAUACUCUGACCCCCUUCAACCCUCCCGCUGUCCCUGAUCCUGACAACAUCAUCUUGGAGGCUAAAGGUUAGUUCAUCAUCAGGUUAUCUUUUGUACAAUAGAGUUACCUGAUGGAAUGACCUUCUCCCUCCCCUCACACCAUCUCUUUCCUGCACUCCCUCCCUCCCUCCCUCCACCUCUCUGCUCUCUGAUAGUUGAGUCUCCUGAGAUCCCAGAGGCAGACCUGCUGCUCCAUGCUGACUGUAACGAGCAGGAAGUGACAUGUGAGAUCAGCCGCUACUUCCCCCGUAAUGCCAAGGAGGGCUCCACAGAACCAGCCUAUUUCAUUGGCUCCUUGCAGAUAGAGGGGGGCGGGCUCAGCCUCACGGACCAAUCAGAUCGUCUAGCUCUCAUGCAGAGCAAACUGGAACUCCCCCUCAGCCAAUCAGGAACUUUGCUGACUGAGGGUGAGACAAGAAGGUUAUUAUCAUACUUCUGGUAGUAUGCCUGUUGUAGACUAGACGUGUCAUAUUGUAAUGAUGUAUAACACUGUUACUCUCUCUCAUUCUCUCACCCCUGCCUCUUUUCUCAUCACCCCUCUUUCUUUCUCUACUUUUCACUUGCUUCUUUCUCCAUAAUCCAUUCUUUCUCUCUCCCGUCUUCCCCAGUGGUGUUCCUGGUGUUCUCUCGCUCGCAGUCCCAUUCCGCUCCUCUAGGGGGCGUGGCCCUCCUGGACUGUGGCUUCAGGCAGCAGGCCCCACCCCCAGGGCAGGAGCUGGGUCUUGAGUGGCGGCUGCAGCACAGAGGAAGUGGGAGGAAAGUGCUCGAGAUUAGGGCGGAGCAGACGGAGACAGAGGAGGGGCCAGCAGGUGAGAGAAUAAAGGCAUUAUUUAAGUAGUUAUGAUGGUGCUAUAAGUGUUGGAUGAGUUGGGCCUACUUACCAUCACAACAUAAAGUGCAUUAGGACCUCCAUGGUCAACAUUCCAACUUUAUUAUCCACCCAGAGACGGAAAAUACAAAUGUAUUAUUGCUGUCAUAGCUAGGAACCCAGAGGUUUACUGAAGGAUUACUUUGAGAAUUGGACAUAAUCUUUCGCCUCGUCAUACUGUUUUGGCAUUGUUUUUUCCUCCUCAAGUACACGUGGAGAGGGAGGGUUCGAGUGUGGAUGCCGCCCUGCUGGUGGGGCAGGGUAAUGCGUCUCUGACUCUGGCCAGACUGAAGGUCUCUGACGAGGGGACCUACAUCUGCACCGUCAGCACUGGACUGUACCAGGCCCAGCAGGUCAUACAGCUACACGUCACACGUAAGUCUCUCUAAGAACCCUUGUGAUUGAUUGUCUCUUUACAUAGGCAGCAGGUAGCCUAGUGGUUAAGAGCAUUGGGAGCCGAAAAUGUGAAAAAUCUGUUGAUGUGCCCUUGAGCAAGGCACUUAACCCUAAUUGCUCCUGUAAGUUGCUCUGGAUAAGAGUGUCUGCUAAAUGACUAAAAUGUACAUAAUUUCUCUACACAUAUGAAUAUGCGUUUAUUACAUUAGGUGUCUAUGUCAUGUGUGACAUAGUGUGCACACUAUUCACAUCUAAAUACAAAGUCUCUCUGUCUUUAGAACCUCCUCAUGUUUCUCUCUCUGAGGAGAAGCUGGUAUUUCGGGAUGAGUUGCCCCAGAAACUGAGCUGCCACUGCAAGAACUACUACCCUCUGGAUGUCCAGGUGUGUGUCUGGUGCGGUCGACCAAUGAAAUAUCCAGUCAUUCAUAUUCACAGAUACCACUGUUUCAAAGUGAUUAGCACACAGUGAUUAGAUGUCUAAUACAAUCAGAAGGUCAUUGGUAGGCCAUCAUACAGUACUAAUAAUAUGGAUAUCCUAAAUAUUACAGACAUUAUACUGAGACUCUCUUCUCUCUCAGAUGGAGUGGUUCUCCGUCUCCUCUACAGACUCAGAGCCUAGCGUCCUAUCAGAGCAGGUGUCUCUCUCCAGCCAUCGGCAGCACAGUGACAGGACCAUGUCCAUCUCCUCCCACCUCACCCUGCACCCCUCCGCCUUCCCCCCUGGAACCACGGUCACCUGCAGAGUGACCCACCCAGCCCUGGAUACACCCCUCUCCCUCAGCCUGACAGUAGAGCCACCUGAGCCAGGUAGGCUGCUACAGACACAGGCGUGAGAGGACAAUCAGAAAUUAGGUGCACAUCAGCAUUGCCAUAAGGGUCACGUUCAUUAGGUGUGAAUGGACAACUAAAAUAGAAUGAGUGUUCUUAUCAGGCAGGUUCAGAUACUGCUCCUUUGCUAAAUGUUUUCUCCUGUUUGGUGCCUGCUGACUGUGAGUCAUUGGGAGAACCUGAGCAGAAACAAAAUAUUUGUCUUAACUGUUCCCUGUAGAUUCCUACUGGAUGGUCCUGGGUUUUCUGGUCAUCACCGUUCUGUUCUUCUACCAAGUGAUGAAAUAGGUAAGUUCCCCAUGCUUCCUAUGGACCUUGUAUUUUUAACUAUUGUUAGUAGUAAGACAACAGUAGCCUAGAGAUGCGAAGCAGAGUUCCAACCUAAUUCACAGACUUUCUUCAUUCUUGGAUUCUUUCAGGGUCGCAGAGACAUGGUAAUCUGAAGCUGUUGAAAACCAAUGUCUUAAGGGUUGCUG